CCCUGCAUUAACUUGGGGACAAUGUGGGGCUGGACACUGUGGAUGCUCCCUCUACUCUGCGAAUUUGGCCUGGCAGCUCCACAUGGCCUGGAUCUGUGGCGAGUCCUGGGACUAGCUGAGGUGGAUGGAAGAAGGCCAGUGCAGUUGCUGUGGAAGAAGGCAAAAGGAGCCCCGGUCCUGGAGAAAACUCUUGGCUACAACAUAUGGUACUUUCCAGAAAACAACACUAACCUCACAGAGACAAUGAACACCACUAACCAGCAGCUUAAAUUGUAUCAGGGAGGCAAGACCUACCGGGUAUAUGUGAUUUCUUACAAUUCUCUUGGGGAGUCUCCAGUGGCCACGCUGAGGAUUCCAGCUAUUGAUGAAAAGUCAUUUCAGUGCAUCGAGGCCAUGCAGACCUGCUUCACUCAGGACCAGCUGGUGGUGGAGUGGCAAAGCUCUGCUCUGGAGGUGGAUACAUGGAUGAUUGAGUGGGUCCCAGAUUUGGACUCAGAGUCCUCGACCAUUUCCUGGGAAUCUGUGUCUCAGACCAGGAACUGGACGAUCCAGUAGGAUGAACUAAAACCUUUCUGGUGCUAUAACAUCUCUGUGUAUCCAAUGUUGCAAGACCGAGUGGGUGAGCCAUAGUCUAUCCAGGCUUAUGUCAAAGAAGGUGUUCCAUCAGCAGGUCCCAUGACAAAGGCAGAGAACAUUGGUGUGGAGACAGUCACAAUUACAUGGAAGGAGAUUCCCAAGAGUCAGAGAAAUGGUUUCAUCAACAACUGUACCAUAUUUUACCAAGCUGAAGAUGGAAAGGAAUUCUCCAAGACAGUCAACUCCAGCAUCCUGCAGUAUAGCCUGGAGUCCCUGACACGAAAGACCUCUUACACUGUUCAGGUCAUGGCCAGCACCAGUGCUGAGGGAACUAGUGGCACCAGGAUAAACUUUAAGACAUUGUCAAUUAGCGUCUUUGAGAUUUUCGUUAUAACUUCUCUGGUUGGAGGGGGCCUUCUUAUUCUCAUCAUCCUGACGGUGGCAUAUGAUCUCAAAAAACACAACAAAUUAAAGCACCUAUGUUGGCCCAAUGUCCCCAACCCUGCUGAAAGCAGUAUAGCCACGUGGCGUGGAGAUGAUUUCAAGGAUAAGCUAAAUCUGAAGGAGUUUGAUGACUCUGUGAACACAGAAGAAGAUGGGAUUCUAAAACCAUGUUCUGCCCCCAGUGACCUUACUGACAGGUUGGUGGUAAAUUCUGAGAAUUUUCUGGAAAUGGUUUCCACAGAGGAACCUGAAAAGGGUCAGGAAAAUAUCUUGGGAGGGGAAAAGAAUGAGUACAUGACCUCCCCAUAUGGGACUUAUUGUCCCGCAGUUUCAGUCGAGAUUCCACCCAGAGAAUCGCAACACCUGCGUUCUGGAACGCCAGAGGGGAUCUGCUCAGAAGCCAAAGAGCAUCCUCUCCUUCCUACCCAAGGUUUAGGGCCAGACCAUCUCUGUGGGGAAGGAGCACCAAGCCCAUACUUGGAAAAUACAGUGACAACCAGAGAAUUUCUCAUGUCUGAAAAACUUCUAGACCAAACCCAAAGAGAAGUCUAA
Molecule: messenger RNA, 1572 nt
Organism: Eubalaena glacialis (North Atlantic right whale)
Lineage: Eukaryota; Metazoa; Chordata; Mammalia; Artiodactyla; Balaenidae
Gene: IL31RA
Product: interleukin 31 receptor A
Exons: 10
Biological process (GO): cytokine-mediated signaling pathway
Cellular component (GO): external side of plasma membrane; signaling receptor complex
Molecular function (GO): cytokine receptor activity; cytokine binding
Source: RefSeq, a predicted model, not a curated record